CUGGGAGGAAAGUCUCUUGGCUUCUUCAGCUCCAUCGUCAUCGUCGUCAACAACAUCGCUGGCCCAGGCAUGCUCGUCCUUCCCAAAGUCUACCAGGAUGCUGGCUGGUUCGUUCCUACCGUAGUCCUUUUCGUCAUCUGCAUCGCCUCCUCCCUGGCCGCGAUUCUCCUCACAGACGCCAUGGCGCGCGUGCCAGGCAACAGCCGCUUCCAGAGGAGGAUUGAGUUCGUCAACGUCUUCGAGGAGUUCUGGGGGCACAGGGGGAUGCAGCUUGCGCAGGGGAUGUUCAUAGUGAACAUGAUGGCGCAGAUCUCCUCCUCUAUCAUCUCAAACGCGCAGGUCAUGGACUCCUUCAUCGUUUUCCUCAACCCCCGGCACACCACGUACGCCCUCCAGGUCUGGCCGACGCUCGACAUCAUCAGCUGGUCUCCUCCGCUCAAGGCGAUCCUCCAGCCCCCGGUCACCAUGGAGCAGUCGGCUGCCUGCCACCAGGGGAAGGUGAUCCCCUUCAACGACCCCGAGGAGUCCCGCGCCAUCAUCUCGCUGGGGUACCUGAGCCUUGCACUGAUCCUGAUCCCCAUGAGCAUCAUGAACCUGGAGGAAAACAUCUUCAUCCAGAAGAUCUCCUUCUACAUGCUCCUCCUCCUCUCCGCUGAGUUCCUCAUGCAGUUCUACAUGCAGGGCAUGGGGAACCACGAGGUCCCGGCCUUCGGGCACGACUACAGCCACGUGCUUGGAAGCAUCGUCUUCAACUUCGCCUUCAUCGUCGUCGUCCCCUCGUGGGUGAACGAGAAGAAGGCAGAAGUCGGCAUCGCCCCCUCUAUCUGGAUCUCUACCUUCUUCUCCACGAUCCUCUACGUGGCAACCGGAUGGAUGGGCGCCAUGGCCUACUACAGAGCGGAGGGCAACUUCCUGAACACGCUCUCCAACGCCUGCUCCCCCACCAUCACCCGCGUCAGCGCCUUUCUGUUCGCCUUCGGCAUGAUCGGGCUGGGCAUCCCUUUCAUCUGCAUCGUCACGCGCUACAGCCUCCUCGUGGGACGAGUCUGCGGGCCGAGGAUGAGCCACUUCUGGGCGAUCUUCUUUCCGUGGUUGGUCAGUUGGGUCUUUUACGAGGGAGGACUCUUCAACGAGCUCAUCGCAUGGAGCGGAGACCUGGCUCUCGGCCCCAUCAACUUCGUCUUCCCC
Guillardia theta CCMP2712 is the source of this 1188-nucleotide messenger RNA. RefSeq lists its product as hypothetical. The annotation marks the transcript as partial. NCBI's taxonomy places the organism in Eukaryota, Cryptophyceae, Pyrenomonadales, Geminigeraceae. The transcript has 3 exons. The record is from RefSeq and is a predicted model, not a curated record.